Messenger RNA from Saimiri boliviensis boliviensis (Bolivian squirrel monkey), 1260 nucleotides. It is a transcript of the gene MTFMT, whose product is annotated as mitochondrial methionyl-tRNA formyltransferase. Gene Ontology annotation, molecular function: methionyl-tRNA formyltransferase activity. Gene Ontology annotation, biological process: conversion of methionyl-tRNA to N-formyl-methionyl-tRNA; biosynthetic process. Lineage: Eukaryota; Metazoa; Chordata; Mammalia; Primates; Cebidae. The record is from RefSeq and is a predicted model, not a curated record. Gene Ontology annotation, cellular component: mitochondrion.
UCGGGCUUCCGGCGGCCGAGGCGAUGCGGGUACUGGUGCGGCGCUGCUGGGGUCCCCGGCUGGGUAGUGUCGCCAGGCCUGGGAGGCCGAGUGCCCAGUGGCGAGCGCUAGUCGGACUCGGCGGGGAGGACGGCCGGGACGCCAGAGUCCGCGAGAAGCCGCCUUGGAGGGUGCUGUUCUUCGGCACGGACCAGUUCGCCCGCGAGGCGCUGCGAUUCCUGCACGCCGCCAGGGAAAACAAAGAGGAAGAGUUAAUCGACAAACUGGAGGUGGUCACAAUGCCUUCCCCAUCAACAAAAGGACUGCCAGUGAAGCAGUAUGCCGUGCAGUCUCAGCUUCCAGUGUACGAGUGGCCGGACGUUGGAUCUGGAGAAUAUGAUGUUGGAGUAGUGGCUUCGUUUGGCCAACUUUUGAGUGAGGCUCUUAUUCUUAAGUUUCCCUAUGGCAUACUGAAUGUCCAUCCCAGUUGCCUCCCGAGAUGGCGUGGCCCAGCCCCUAUAAUCCAUACAGUGCUUCAUGGAGACCCUGUUGCUGGAGUCACAAUUAUGCAAAUUAGGCCUAAAAGGUUCGAUGUAGGCCCGAUUCUCAAACAAGAAACUGUUCCUGUGCCACCCAAGAGCACUGCAAAGGAAUUGGAAGCAGUGUUGUCAAGACUGGGUGCCAACAUGCUCAUUUCAGUUUUGAAAAAAUUGCCUGAAAGUCUGAACAAUGGAAGACAGCAGCCAACAGAGGGGGCAACUUAUGCCCCUAAGAUUUCUGCUGGUACCAGUUGUAUAAAAUGGGAGGAACAAACUUCAGAACAAAUAUUCAGACUUUACCGUGCCAUUGGAAAUAUAAUUCCAUUGCAGACGCUCUGGAUGGCGAAUACCAUUAAACUUCUGGAUUUGGUAGAAGUUAACAGUUCAAUCCUUGCUGAUCCAGAAUUAACAGCACAGGCUCUUAUUCCAGGAUCAGUAAUAUACCACAAACAGUCACAAAUACUGUUGGUUUAUUGCAAGGAUGGCUGGAUCGGGGUUCGAUCAGUGAUGCUCAAGAAAACACUAACAGCUACUGACUUCUACAAUGGAUAUUUGCACCCUUGGUACCAAAAAAAUGCCCAAGCUCCAACAAGCCAGUGCAGAUUUCAGACUCUCAGACUUCCAGCAAAGAAGAAGCAGAAAAAAAUUGUUGCUAUGCAACAGUGCAUUGACUAGUUAGGAAGAAGAUGGAUAAAAACCUAUUACAUAUUUGUAAUUUAUUAAAAACCUUAUUUACAAGGAA